Molecule: messenger RNA, 1674 nt
Organism: Cylicocyclus nassatus
Lineage: Eukaryota; Metazoa; Nematoda; Chromadorea; Rhabditida; Strongylidae
Source: the annotation of a GenBank genome assembly
GGUUUUCCUGCGUCUUCUUAGAGGGGUUAAUGCUAACAGCAUUCAACUCAGCGUUUCGAAGAUCCAUGUCAACAUCAGCAACUCUUCAACGUUCACUGAUUGCUGUCUGCCAGUUGACUAGCGGCCACGAUGUCGACAAAAAUUUCGAAGUAUGUCAAGAUAUGGUGAAGCGAGCAAGCGAUCACCAUUGUAAGAUGAUCUUCUUCCCCGAGUGCUUUGAUUUUAUUGGCAGAAGCAAAGAAGAAAAUAUUACAAUGGCGACGGAGGAGAAGGGAGCUAUAAUGGAUCGCUUCAGGUCCCUAGCAAAAUCGAGUGGAAUCUGGAUGUCUCUAGGUGGAUUACAUAACAAAGACCCUUCUGACCCUCGUCUUCCAUGGAAUUCUCAUAUUAUUAUUGAUAAUGAGGGAAAUACGAAAGCUAUCUACAACAAACUGCAUUUAUUUGAUCUCGAAAUUCCUGGCAAAGUCAGGUUGAUGGAAAGCGAGUUCAGCAAAGGUGGUAAACAGAUGGUCCAGCCAGUUGACACACCUGUCGGCCGUGUAGGUCUUUCCAUUUGUUAUGACCUGCGGUUUCCGGAACUGUCACUUUGGAACAGGCAGAAAGGUGCCGAGAUUCUUACUUUUCCUUCUGCGUUCACUGUGAACACCGGAUAUGCCCACUGGGAGCCCUUGCUCCGGACCCGUGCUAUAGAAACUCAGUGUUAUGUGGUAGCUGCUGCUCAAACAGGAAAACACAACGAGAAACGCUCCUCCUAUGGACAUUCUAUGGUCAUUGAUCCUUGGGGAGCUAUCAUUGCUCAGUGCUCCGAGCGAGUAGACAUGUGCUUUGCUGAAAUUGACACUUCUUAUGUCGCUGAAUUACGCAAAAUGCAACCUGUAUUUGCACAUCGACGUUCUGACUUAUAUACUUUGCAUGUGAACGAGAUCGAUAGUGAUGACUCGCCGAUGAAGUUCUCUGAUCACACUAUCGCUCCUGAGUCGAUCUUCUACAGAUCUGCUCUAUCUUUUGCGUUUGUCAACCUCAAACCUGUGCUGAAUGGACACGUGCUCAUUUCUCCUAAACGGAUUUGCCAUCACCUCACAGAUCUGACUGAUGCAGAGACUGCUGACCUGUUCAUAGUUGCUAAAAAGGUUCAACGGAUGUUAGAAAAGUUCCACAAUGUCUCGUCGUCCUCUGUAUGCAUCCAAGACGGAGAAGAAGCUGGGCAAACAGUGAAGCAUGUCCAUGUGCACGUGCUAGCUCGUCGGAAAGGAGACUUUGGUGACUGCCCUGACAAUAUGUACCAGACUCUGGAGAAGCAUGAUAAAGACUCCACAGUUCAACCCCGGUCUCAAGAGGAGAUGAGCGCUGAGGCAGCGCAGUAUAGAGAUGCUAUGAGAAAUGUCUGAGUCAAUCAUUUCGUUUCGUUGUUUCAUGUAGGGCGAAUUGACGACAGACGGUCUGUAGUUGAGUUUUGUGCAGUUUUUUCUUGAAUUAGAGUUCAAAGUAAACCCUACGUGUAACGUAUGAUUUUUUUUUUGAUCUGCCUAGGUCAGUGUGACUUGAAUUUAUCUUCAUCUUGUUUUUUUGCUAGUCUUCCAACCAGACAUUUAUCACAUACUCAGAUUGUUGAGUCAUUGUCGUUCCUUGUCACUUUUUAAUUACUAUUUAAACUGUGAUAAAAAUUUUCCAACU